Messenger RNA from Melanotaenia boesemani (Boeseman's rainbowfish), 4121 nucleotides. It is a transcript of the gene panx2, whose product is annotated as pannexin 2. Lineage: Eukaryota; Metazoa; Chordata; Actinopteri; Atheriniformes; Melanotaeniidae. The transcript is spliced from 6 exons. The coding region runs from base 914 to 2899 and encodes 661 amino acids. The record is from RefSeq and is a predicted model, not a curated record. Gene Ontology annotation, biological process: positive regulation of interleukin-1 production; monoatomic cation transport. Gene Ontology annotation, molecular function: channel activity.
UUAUAAGAGCCAAACGCACAAUUAACAACGUUUAUCCACAAACUAACGUAUUUGGGAUUAUUGUUGGCAAUUGUAUCUAAAUUCAGACACUAAACAGUAAAAAACUGGAUGUGUAUUUUAUUUAAUUUGUGAACCCUUAAUGGUUAUUAUAUAAUUAGUUAAAUAUCGAUUUACAGGCUGCGACAUGGUACAUUUUAAGCAGCUCAGCCACUGCGCGCUCAGUUCGGCUCAAACACAAUAAUGCGAUGAGGAGCAGAAUCUAAAUUUGUUAUCUCUUUUCUUCUUUCUGAGAUAGAGGCAGAACAGGGAGGGGAGAGGAGAGGGUUGGAGGCACUGAGGAAGAGGAGCUGGGGGGGAAAGGCGGAACAAACCGGUGAGCUCGGAUACAUGCUGUAGCUGCUCGCCCGCACUGCAGAUUAACUCUUUCCGUCCCGGGAGAUGCAGCAAGACAUGGAAAGGAUUGGUCAGAGCUUCUGCUUACCAAAACUCUUGUAACAAAUCUUCAACCUGUAAUCACUCUCCUGGGGGAACACAGGAACACCUCCUAAACUCAGCUCAUUCUUCAAACUGCCACACAGUGCGUGGACUGGAGCAAGACUCUGAGGAGACAGGGCAAAACACAGAGAUGUACGCAGGCAAGGCUGACUGGGAGGACUGCUAGUGAACAUCAUGUCUGCUCCUUUGUUAAGAGUCUAGCUGGAUGCAUCUGGAGGAGCCAGAGCUCUGAAGCACAUAAACAUCUCAGUAUGAUCCAUUACUUACCCACAUAUGGUACAGAGGGCUGAAGCUAGCCACACCUUCCAGUGUGUAUGUGUGCAUCGCUCUGUUUCGACGAGUACCUAACUACAGCAGGGAGCAUUCAGUCUCACCUCUGUCACUGAGAGGACAGUAGAGUGCAUUCCUCUUGUUCCGCAUGCAGAACAUUCUUGACCAAAAUUUAGACAUGGCCACAGCGCUUCUCGCAGGCGAAAAGCUGAAGGAGCUGAUCCUGCCGGGCUCCUCUCAGGAUGAGAAGGGUGGGGCACUGGCCGGCCUCAUGGUGCAACUCAAACUGGAGCUGCCCUUUGAUCGUGUUGUUACUAUAGGGACGGUCAUCAUCCCCAUCCUCCUGGUCACCCUCGUCUUCACAAGAAACUUUGCAGAGGAGUCUAUAUACUGUUACACACCACACAACUUCACCCGAGACCAGGCACUGUAUGCGAGGGGCUACUGCUGGACAGAGCUCCGAGAUGCUAUUCCUGAUAAGGAGCCUGCUCAUUGGCCUUCACUGUUUGAACACAAGUUUUUACCCUAUGCUCUGCUGGCCUUUGCUGGAAUCAUGUACAUUCCUGCUUUGGGCUGGGAGUUCCUUGCCUCUACGCGGCUCACAUCGGAGCUCAAUUUCCUGCUUCAAGAGAUUGACAACUGCUACCAUAGAGCUGCUGAGGGCCGAGCCCCAAAGAUUGAGAAACAAAUUCAAUCCAAAGGACCUGGCAUAACUGAGCGAGAGAGGAGGGAGAUCAUAGAGAAUGCAGAAAAGGAGAAGAGCCCUGAACAGAAUCUGUUUGAAAAAUAUUUAGAGAGACGAGGCCAAAGUAACUUUUUGGCUAAGAUUUACCUGGCACGUCACCUGGCUAUUAUCUGCCUUAGUUCCAUCCCCAUUUCCUACCUUAGCGCAUACUAUGCCCGCCAAAGGCAGAAUGAAUUCACCUGCGCACUAGGAGAACCCCCAGACAUUAGCAGCUAUCCAGAGCUGAAGCUCAGGGUCAACUGUAAGCUGCCUGCUGUGCAGCUGCAGCGCAUCAUGGCCGCUGUGGACAUAGCUCUGCUCUGCACCAUGAACCUCAUUAUUCUGCUUAACUUGCUGCACUUGUUUGUGGUGCGCAAGUCCAACUUUGUAUUUGACAAACUGCAUAAAGUUGGAAUUAAAACACGGCGCCGCUGGCAGAAGUCUCAGUUCUGUGACAUUAACAUCCUGGCCAUGUUCUGCAAUGAGAAUAGGGACCACAUCAAGUCAUUAAACAGACUGGACUUCAUCACUAAUGAGAGUGACCUCAUGUACGACAACGUGGUCAGGCAGCUGUUGGCUGCACUUGCACAGUCCAAUCAUGAUGCCACACCCACUGUGAGAGACUCUGGCAUACAGACAAUUGAUCCCAACAUGGAUCCUUCUGAUCUCAGAGUGGGAGAGAUGGGUGGGGAGCCACUGGUCAUCAAACGGCCCCGUAAGAAGAUUAAAUGGAUUCCAACCUCAAACCCCCUUCCUCAGCCAUUCAAGGAACCACUUACCCUGACUCGUUUGGAAAAUAACAACAAGCCUGAAAAACCAAAACCAGUCAGACGCAAAACAGUAGCAGACAGCUUCAUGGCCCCACUUCUGGAUAACAAGAGCACACAACUUUCGUCAACAAAAGAUUUGGGUGGAAUGGAGAAGAAGCAUGCACGCAACUUCUCCCUGGAUGUUCAUCCGUAUAUGCUGACGAUUCGUAAGCCAAAGGUGGAAGCCACAACCACAGAACCACUCCCCUCAGAGCACAACAUGGACACAGUGUACCUAGAAGGCACACACACUAUUGUUCAUGUGUCGGGAGCAAUUACAGAAACUAAGGUUUGCUCUCCAGAAUCGACUAACACUGCCUUUAAUACAGUGACUCUUCCGACCACCACUUAUGUAAAUGGUGUGAGUCCAAACCCUCCAUCUAGUGAGGAUGCACUUAGUCCCAAGACCUCCCCUGCACAAGCAGAGCCUCUGACUCAAACGGAAAACCUUGAGACUCAACCUCCACCCCUGACCAAAGCCUCCGCACACCAACUGCUAAGCAUACAUCAUACUCUCUUUGAGGAAGAAGAGGAUGAACAAAAUAGGAGGGACAGGCUGUCAGAGAGAGCUGGGGAGCUCAUUGCUGCUGGAGAAUGUUGAAGAAGGAGGAGGCUGAGAUUUCCUUUCCUAUCAGUGAACACUAUGAUCAUUACUGCAAAGUCAAUCACCUCCCACUACCAGCCAUUCCUUCUUCUUCUAUGAAAUAGCUCAUAUACUUUUGUGAUGGAUGGAUUGGGUGAACUGACAGGAAGAGAUAGGACAGCAAGAAAAAGACAUGGAAAAAGAAAACAUGAAAAUAAAAAAAAGACAAUUUAGGAGCAGAUAACAGGAAACUUGUAUUUGCUAGUGUUGACCAGUGUAUUACUGUAGGAAUUGAUGUCACAUUUAUGUCUCAGGAUGACUGUGUUCAGCUGAUCACCCACCAAUAAAACCAGCAGUGAUAUAAUUCAACAGGGUGCUACAGUGCAGGGUCAAAAAAGCUAUAAUGAAAAGGCACAAGAAAGAAAAAUGAAUGAACUUUCUAAUUUGUUCUAAUUACAUUAAAAAAGGCAGUCUCUUUAUGAAUGCAUAUUUGCAAAAAAAAAAAAAAAGACUGCAUUAUGACUUUAAACAAAAUGUAUUUUAAAACACGCUUUCUCCCUUUAUCCCUAUAGCCAAGUAGAAAGGUAGCUCACGCAAUACAGUUGUUGAGAUCUGCACAAUUAAUAUGCAAAAGAUCACAACAUGUUUGUGGCAAUAAUGUAUGCGCUUAGAGCAUUAUACUUCACAAAACGCUACACAUGUAUACACACUGUGUAUGACUCAGUGUUUAGUACCAUAUUUAAUGCUUGUCAUUAUCAUUUCACCAUUGCUACUUGACUAUAUGAACACGUAAUCACUAACAAGCAAAUUGGCUAAUUUAAUGACUGUGAAACAAACUGGAACAUCAACACUACUGAGAUAAACUUUCAGAUGUGUCUAAUUAGAGAGCUUUUGAAAUCAAGGGAAUGUAUCAGUAGCAGCUCAUUAUGAUGAAAGAAGCUGGACUCAUAGGUUAUUAACUUUUCUGCUGGCUUCUUGCAGGAGUGGCGCAAUGUGUGGUGAACGAUCGAUGGGUAGAUGUUGAUUUGUUCCUCAUUGUAGGGUUUAUUACACAAUGAGUAAGCUUUUUGAUAAUCUGCUGGUCUGACACAAUCUACCAUUUUUCUGUAAAUAUAAUCUCAAAGGAAUUUGUAGCUAGAAUACUUUCUCUGAUAUUUGUAGGAAAACCUAGCAUAUAUACUGCAGGUAUUAUAGCCUUUUUCACAGGUAAUGAGUCGGUGAACAAGGGGAUUGGUGCCUA